Lactuca virosa is the source of this 216-nucleotide messenger RNA. The record is from the annotation of a GenBank genome assembly. NCBI's taxonomy places the organism in Eukaryota, Viridiplantae, Streptophyta, Magnoliopsida, Asterales, Asteraceae.
AUGUCAAAAACCGAUCUCUCCGUCGCAUGUCGCCGUCGGUUCUCCGUGCAGACCUGCGUUGCUGCGCUUUUCUACAAUCGACUUAAACUUGAGAUACAACUGCAGGUAGAUUCACUCUAUUCUUGGUGGCUUAUGAAGGAUCGAAAUCAGUUAUGUUAUAUGAAUUUCAUGCCAGAUAUGCUCAGUUUCCUUUUUAUUGAUAAAACAAGAUUAUAA